UUAGUUUAUUUCCACACGAGCAUCGAAAGUCGAUCUAUUUUGAUUUUAUAGAAAAAAAUGAAUUUAUUUGUUUUCAAACGUUUUAAAUUUAUUUUUGUAAAAGUCUAUGUUGGAUUUGGUUUAGUGGGGAGCAUUAAACUAUUUGUUUAAUAAAUUAAAGUGUUGUCAACUCUAUCAUUUUUUAACUAUUUUUAGAAUAUUUUUAUUCUGAGGCCAGUAUAGGACUCUGAGUAGUAAUACUUUGGAUAGUGGACUGAGAUCUGUUUGAUUUUUCGUUUCUGUAGCUCUUAAAUAUUUAAGCGUUGCCCAUUUGUGGUUUUGAAGGUGGCUAUGGUUGUUUCAAGGCCAUCUUCACUAUCUCAUGCCAUUGAAAAACAUGGACUUCACAUUUUAUCUAUUUCAAAAUUAAGUUUGUCCGCAUAGGCGGAAAGAAAUUAUGUUGAACUAAUUUAUUCGGAAACCAAAUCCGUCACUGUAACAGUUAGAUAAUUGAUGUUGAAUUUUGGACUAAUGUUGGACAAUGAUAAUAAGACGGGAUUAACUUUUGUUUUUGAAACACAGUCCUUGGACCUGAAAAUUGAAUAACGAAGAUUCCAAUUAAUGCAACUUGUUAAUUCUCGAGGAUUUGGGUAUGGGAAAUGCGUUAGUGAUCAAAUAUUUGUUAUUUUUGCUGGAUCAGUGAGAAUUAUGAGGCAAAUUUAAUCGAGGAACGUGGAGAGAGUUUUGAAUUUUUUGAAUUCAUGUUUCAACUUUCUUAUCAUCAUAUGUGAAUGUAUGCAUUGUGUUAUUGAAUCACAUUUCAUGGUUAGAAGUUUGUUGCUGGAUCUCUUGUUUUCCACUUACUAGCUGAACUUUCGCAUUUAGAAGUUCUUCCCAUGAUUGCCUUUAUGUUCUCGUUGCAGGGAAAAACUGCCUCAUUCUAUGACCGCUACAGAAGUAGAUGCUUUUAGUUUCAUUUCAUUGAACUAUGUGGCCUUAGCUGUAGCCAGUAUCUGAGCUGAAGAGAUGCCAUUAACCCGCAGUCAGCUGGAAUGAAGACCUUACAGAAGACCCAAGAAGUACAGUCCUCAACCCAAGUUUCACAGGACUCCCAAAGUGACCAAAAGAACAAUCACACAACAGAGGCAACUGUAGCAGACUCUGGUUCAGUAUCUGCUUCAAGUAAUGAUAGCCGAAAGGUUUCACGCCAAGAUAUUGAACUUGUCCAGAAUCUUAUAGAGCGCUGCUUGCAAUUGUACAUGAAUAGAGAUGAGGUGGUCAAAACCCUCUUGACGCGUGCGCGGAUAGACCCUGGAUUUACAACACUAGUAUGGCAGAAAUUGGAAGAAGAAAAUGCAGAUUUCUUCAGGGCCUAUUACAUAAGGCUGAAACUGAAGAAGCAAAUUCUCUUAUUCAAUCAUUUGCUUGAACAUCAAUAUCAUCUUAUGAAGUUUCCUGUACCUACGAAGGUUCCUUUGGCCCCCAUACAAAAUGGGAUUCAUCCCAUGCCCGUUAACAAUUUACCUAUGGGAUACCCUGUCAUGCAACAACCUCCAAUGCCAGCUCCAGGUCAGCCCCAUAUUGAUUCCAUGGGCUGUGGAAUAUCAAGCUGCCAUGUGGUCAAUGGAUUCCCUGCUCCAGGAAAUUUUCAUCCCUUUCGGAUGAAUUCUGGGAACAAUUUGGCGAUGGAAAACAAUACACCUGAUAUGGCUACUGUAGUUCCACCAAGCAGUGCCAUGUCAUCCAUGUCUGAUAUGCCUGUGAGUCCUACAUCAGUGGCAUCCAGUGGUCACUUUCCGUUUGCUGCAUCAGAAAUAUCAGGAAUGGGAGUUGACAUAUCAGCACUUGAUACAGCAUUUACAUCUGAUGUGGCCAGCUCAGUAGGAUUGCAGCUUGGAUCAGAUGGUGGGGCUGGUACCUCCGGAUCAUUAGAUCAGAUUCAGUGGAAUUUAAGCCUCUCCGACUUAACAGCAGAUCUAUCAAACUUGGGAGAUUUGGGAGCCCUAGGGAACUAUCCUGGAUCUCCAUUUCUGCCCUCUGAUUCAGAAAUUUUACUUGAUUCUCCCGAGCACGAGGACAUAGUGGAAGAAUUUUUUGUGGAUUCUGUCCCUGGUCCAUCAUCCCAAUCAGAUGAAGAGAAAUCCUAGGCUAAGGUGAGGUCCCAUACUUUUUCUGGUCGAAAUUUUUAGGAUAGAAUAAACUAAACAUUUGCUAUCCAUUCUCUAGGAACAAUGAUAUUUUACAGAAUUGAACGUUUGUGUUACAGUAACGUAAUUUAUUAGCAUGCCAUGGGAAAUAGUCCUGUUGUAAUUUUUAACCCAUCAAUAAAGAAGGUAGAAGUGUAAGCUUAUACUUGUUUUUCCCUUCA
Molecule: messenger RNA, 2347 nt
Organism: Hevea brasiliensis (rubber tree)
Lineage: Eukaryota; Viridiplantae; Streptophyta; Magnoliopsida; Malpighiales; Euphorbiaceae
Exons: 8
Coding region: 1032-2126 (364 amino acids)
Source: RefSeq, a predicted model, not a curated record